UCAAAAACCAGUUGAACUGAAGGUGACCGCUUAUUUCAUUCAGCUCAGUUCUCGUUGCCGUUCGGAGGAACAGACCGUCAAAACAAUGGACAUUGACGAAUAUGACUUGUAUACAGCAGGCACUGAGGGUCAAGAUGCUGGACCAUCUCUGGAUGACAUCUAUCAGCCAUACUUCCUGUCAGAGGAGGACAUUUAUACAGCUGGUGAUGAAAUGCCACAACCCUCAGCACCACUGGAUAUCGCUAAAUUUAAAAUCAAAGUGGACUGGACAGAACCAUUUCCAGAGAGAUGGAGAGCUAGAUUACAGAAAGCCCUUCAGAGCUGGUUGUCCAGACUGGAAGGAACAGCAUCAGUCCACAGCGUUAAACUCAUGGAUGAUCCAUCAUGUGCAGAGGUGCAGAUAACACCAUCAACAGCUCUAAAGAUUUUAAAAUAUCACAGAACUGCAUCUCUUCACUUUAAAAAUGUUAAGGAUGGUAAAGUUAAAGGAGAUAAGGAGGUGACUGCACAGAUUUAUCUGGAUGAAGCAGAUUCUGUGACUGUACAAAUGUCCCUGCUGGAGGAGAACAAAGCUCCAUCAUCAAAGGUGAACAGAACCAAACCUGUGACUUCAGUAGUAUCAGAAGACACAAACAAUAGUGAGGAUGUUGCAGCGAACAGAGCUUCAAAUGAUGCUGAGAUCUCAAAAACAUUUGAAAGGACCCCAGAGACCUCAGCUGUAUUUACUGCCCCCCUCCAUCAGUUCUGGUACAUGCUUCAUGCUUACAGAAAGGAGGUAGAGAAAAUUGAGAAACAACAUGGAGUCAUUAUGCAUGCAGAAGUGUCAGUCUCAUUAAUAUCCACCCAGAAUUCAAGCCCUGAUUCUGUCUCCAAAGCCUCUGAGGACUUUCAGAAUCUUGUCACUGAUUGUGUGGUUAAUUUUAGUGAUGCUGCCAUUAAUCAUAAUGACAUGAAUUCAGAUAUUGUGAAGCAGGCAAUUCGUACCAUCCAGUCAGAGGAGGCAAAGUUGAUGCUGACCAUGUCUGCCAGCGACUGCCGGUUCUUUGGACCAAAUAAAAUUACAGACAUGAUUAAAAGAGAGACAACAAGAGUGGAUCAACAAUUCAAAGACAAAUCAAAUGAAAUGGAUGUAGAAAACAACGUUUCUCCACAAAGCAGGUUUUCACUGGACAUGGACACUAAGGACCUUCCAACUCAACUUGAGAUGGACAAGGUUCAUUGGGAUCUGAUGAAUCUUUCCUAUAAAGAACAAUUGUCACAACUUGAAACAAAGUAUGGAGUGUCAUUUCAUGAAGACAAAGUGCAGAAAAAUGUAAUUGGACCUCUACAACCUCCGAAGAGGCAUCCAAACCCGGGAAACUAUUUUCAUGGCACAUCACGUCAUGCAUACUUGCCUGACAACCAUGAAGGAAAUGAAGUGCUCGCACUGCUGCAGAGGGCUUUUGAUCAGAAACUGAUCUUUACUGUUGGGACCUCUACAACCUCCGGUUUAGAGAAUGCUGUCACCUGGAAUGAUAUUCAUCAUAAGACCAAUACACACGGCGGGCCUCUAAAGUAUGGCUAUCCAGACCCUGGCUACCUGAAGAGAGUAAAGGAUGAGUUGAAGGCCAAAGGCAUUGAAUGAAGAUUUUAUUGAUGUUCCCAAAUGCACAUCUAAGCCAAAUGUUUACAAAUAAGCCAUUGAUUGAUUAUGAUAUU
Molecule: messenger RNA, 1698 nt
Organism: Sinocyclocheilus anshuiensis
Lineage: Eukaryota; Metazoa; Chordata; Actinopteri; Cypriniformes; Cyprinidae
Exons: 8
Coding region: 86-1624 (512 amino acids)
Biological process (GO): Notch signaling pathway; protein ubiquitination
Source: RefSeq, a predicted model, not a curated record